AACGCCUUGAUUCACCGACAUCCACGUAUUCUCUCCCUGCUCGUUGAACUGGAUACAUUAAUCAAAAACAUUCAAAAUGUCAUUCGAUAGCAAUUAUAGCGACGAUGAUGAGUGCGCGGGCUACGAAUUUUGUUCGCGACGUAGCUCGUUUCCCGGAGUGCUACCUUUUGAUCCCAUGUCGCUAGAAAACUUAAUUUUGUCUAUCGUUGAUAAAUUCGACUUCCGCGUGGUAAUGACUAAUGAGCGAACAAGGGACGCUAUGCUGGUGACCGCGGGAUUCGCUUUGGCCGGCGGCCUGAUUGGAAAGAUGUACGGUGGACGAAUGGGAGCGGCCGUUGGUGGAGCCGUUGGCGGUGCUUGCGGUAUUGGUAUCGUUGCUGUUUCUAUGCGGGAAGUAUGGAAAGAAGUUCGCCCCAAGUUCGCAGAUGUGUUCGACCUUGUUUACGACUACCUGGCUGGCCUUGGGAUCAAAGAUUACGCGAACGCUGCCUUAUUUCUGGCCAAUGCGAACCCGCAAACCACGGUACUAGCCAAGAUGAUUUUGGAAAGUUCUUCGCAGAUAUUGGGAAAGCAAUUGGUGUCUAAUCUAGCUUCCUAGUGCCUAGUUAGUAGUAAUCUAGUAAUUUAUUUAAAUAAGGGUAGGCUUAAAAAUAAUAAAUGUUGUAACGCUUUGAUAACCCAUAUAAUAAUGCUUUAAUUUAAUUUAUUUAUUUAUUAAAUUUGACUAAUAAUGACUUACUGACAUGACUGCAAAUUGUUAUUAUGUACCUAUCUGUAUGGAAAGAAUUGUGUGUAUUUUAUCAUGUAGAACGUGUCCUUGAAAUAAUCAAACAUUGAGAAUAUAAAUAAAGUUAUUAAAUAGACUACAAA
Molecule: messenger RNA, 870 nt
Organism: Cydia strobilella
Lineage: Eukaryota; Metazoa; Arthropoda; Insecta; Lepidoptera; Tortricidae
Exons: 2
Coding region: 77-598 (173 amino acids)
Source: RefSeq, a predicted model, not a curated record